Messenger RNA from Fusarium sp. VM40, 960 nucleotides. The record is from the annotation of a GenBank genome assembly. Lineage: Eukaryota; Fungi; Ascomycota; Sordariomycetes; Hypocreales; Nectriaceae.
AUGUCUGAACGUACUGUCCUCGUUACUGGUGCCACUGGCCUACUCGGCCGUGAGGUUUCCGCCGCUUUUGGUCUCCAGAACUGGACUGUGAAAGGGACAGGCUAUUCGCGCGCGGAUGGAGUCAAUACAUUCAAAGUUGAUCUUGGAAACGAGGCCGAAGUGGCCAGUUUUCUCGAUGAGACUAAACCACAGGUUAUAGUUCACUGCGCUGCCCAGCGUUUCCCCGAUAAGGUCGACAAAGAUCCUGAGGGCGCCCGGGCGCUCAACGUCGUAGCAAGCAAGACACUUGCCAAGCUGGCGGCGGACAGAGACAUCUUUAUCAUCUACAUCUCAACUGACUACGUAUUUCCCGGUGUGCCCGGAGACGCUCCAUAUGAGGCCGAUGCCGAACCUCGACCAACCAAUCUCUACGGCCAAACCAAACUAGAUGGCGAGCAUGCCGUCUUAGAUGCCCUAAAGGAGGCAGGUAAAGAUGGCCUAGGCGUUGUACUUCGCGUUCCUGUCCUGUACGGAAAUGCUGAGAUACCGGCCGAGAGUGCGGUCAACGUUCUGAUGGACGCGUUGUGGAAGGCCCAGACAGAAGGGGCCCAAAUCAGCAUGGACCAUUGGGCGAUUCGUUAUCCCACCAACACAGAAGAUAUCGGUCGAGUCUGUCACGAUAUCUCUGUCAAAUACCUCGAUACUCCCAGCAAUGACCGUGCUUCUCUUCCUCACAUCCUCCAGUUUUCUUCUGAAGACCGGAUGACAAAGUACGAGAUAGUCGCACUGUUUGGUGAGAUUAUGGGCCUGUCAACAGAAGGGAUCAAACCCAAUACAGAAGGGAAUGACCCGAAUGCCAGCGUACAACGGCCUUACGACUGCCACCUGAGCACAAAGACACUAAAGGACUUGGGAAUUGAUGUUUCGACAUGCGACUUUACAGGCUGGUGGAGGCGUGAGGUUCGUGCGUUUCGCAAAUAA